This is a messenger RNA of Vitrella brassicaformis, 1913 nucleotides long. Lineage: Eukaryota; Vitrellaceae. The record is from the annotation of a GenBank genome assembly.
CCUACUUGUACAUACAUACAUAUGAUCAUGGGUUGCCUCAAAUGUGCUUUAGCAGCACGGAAAGGUCUCUCAUGCAUACAACAACCUCAGGACAAGAGCUGUAUUUCCCCGAAUGGACACUUGCCUGAGCAAGCCAACCUGGGCCACCUCACUCUGUUUUGGCACUGGUCCGCCCGAGUGAGAGCACAGCCACACACUGCCAACAAAUGCCCAAGAAGUCGAAGCCACGUCCCUGCCUUGUGUACGCGCGACACCCACAAUCAUCCCACAAUCUAUCUCUGCAUCUGGGGCACCGCCCCCACUUGCUGCAGCAGCCUCGUGUGAAUCGGGCACGGGUCAGCACGGCCGCCAUCCAUCGCCUGCACACACCCCACAGAACAGACAUACAGACAGAUAAGGGCGGACAGACAAAACGGUGGCUUAUCCAUGUGCGUGUGUUAGACGCACCUGUUUGGAUAGGUCCCAGAAGAAUCCGUUGCGCCACUCAAACUCCUUGACGGCCGUGGGAAAGUGCGACACAGACCUGCAACCACGGAAAGGAGGCAGAGGCAGAGACAGGGGCGUGCCUUCAUCGAUGUGUGUGUGGUUGUGUCACUUCCUCACCUUGUGUAUGAGCAGAGCCGCUCCACCAUUCCAUCCUGAUUGACGACCGUCACACGGCAAGCACAUGGAUGGGCGUUGUGCCAUGAAGCCUGCCUCUCUCUGGCCGGUUAUGCGUGCGUACUUGGAAUGUGAUUCCGAGACCUUCGGAGGCCCUCUUGAGCUCCCCUAUCAGCUCUGUCACCUCCUGCCUGAGGUCAGCAAGCACAUUACCGCUGCAUCUCUCCACACCCCCUGUGUGUGCGUGUUGGUUACCUGUGGCUCUGCUCCACUUCGCCCACGGUGACGCCAUACUUGGUGCCGACGAGCAUGAAAGCGGCGAUCCAAAUGAGCUUCUCGUACAUGGAUGCGCGGAAGACGGCCUUCUCCAGCACCUUGCAAGACAGCUGGCCGUUCCGCAGCAGGGCCGCAAAGUCAUUGGCCCACUUGCCGUUGACGGCCGUGAGGCCCUCGGGAUUGACAUCCGUUUUGCCGUCGAUCGGCGGCUCACCCAGCUUUGCGACCGCAAAGUAGAUCAGGCCCAUUGUGUUGUCCUGCACGCCAAGCCAACCAAAGCAUCCAGUCAAGCAGAUCCAGAGCCCAGAGCAUUGUGUGUGAAGUCACUACAAUCACCUGUAGGGCAUAGCUCUGCAGAAAGGGCUCGAGCAUGCCGUUCUGCAGGAAGACCAGAUCCUCCCUCCGGCUCGCAGGCGUCUUGUCGAUGAUGCUCGCCAACGCGUCGUUGCGGGUGCACACCUGAGUGCGGUAAGGGAUGGAGGGAGGGAGCAACACCAGCAGGAACAGCGACAAUAGAUCAUUCAUUCGAUGCGUAGCGGUCUCUCUCACAUACAUAGAUGGGACCUUCCACGUCAGCCGGUAUGGGAUCGUCGCGGCCAACAAGAACGCCACUCCUCCCGCCAAGCUCCUGACAUACACGCGCACACACAAACAGACACAGAGAGAGAGAGACCACGGCAACACCCAGAAUAACGCCUCACUCGCAUGUCACCCAUCCAUCCCUCGUAUCCUACGUAUAAGAGUGAGCCAAUCCGUCCCCUCCCAACAAUGACAUCGCGCCGCUGCACCAUGCUCAGGGCCGGCCUCGCAGCUGCUGCCGAUGAAUGCAAUCGCCUGUCCAGCACUCUCAGGCCUGAAGGAGGUGAGAAGGCGUUGACUUGCACUCUCAGGAUGAACGACGGCAGCACGGUCAAGACAGCCACCAGCGGUGCUGCCAUCGUCCUUGAGCGACAACAGCAGCGGAACUCGGAUCAGGACGAUGAGUGGAGAGAUCUUUGUGAAGACUUGCAGGCUGCAGUUAAGCUUGACUCACUGCC